UUUUUUUUUUUCUUUAAAUCUAGUUACAAUGUUGGAUAUUGACGAAAUACCUGCUGAACACUUACAAACACAAACUAUCCCUAGUUUCUUCUCUGGUUUAGUAGGAGGUCUGGCAGGAUUGAUCGUGGGGCAUCCUUUUGUGAAAGUACGCUUACAAUCCCGUGAACUGGCUUCAAAAUAUAAAGGAACGUGGCAUUGUUUCAUUACAAUUAUACGACAAGAAAAGGCUGGUGUUGCUGGUGUCAAUGCACUCGUAUUCGGAUCACACAGUUAUUUUAUGACAUUACAAGCUAAACAACGAAUACAAAUGGAUCAAUUAGAUACAUCACCUCCUUCUACUCCUCCUUUGAGGGAUACUUUUUUUGCUGGAUUAGGAGCUGGUCUUAUUACAAGUCUUGUCACAUGCCCUAUGGAAUUAGCCAAGGUUCAACUUCAAAAUCAAACAACUAAUACCAUCAAAGGGCCAAUAGAUUGUUUGAUCAAACUUUAUACCACUGGGGGGAUUCGUAUGUGUUUCACAGGUUUGACGUCAACAGCUCUAAGAGAACUUAGCUUUGGUCCUUAUUUUUUGGUAUAUGCUUCUAUUCAUCAAGUCUUAUCAUCUGGCUCUCAAGAACAAGAUGAUCAAAAUCCAAUGAAGGUGAUUAUGGCUGGUGGAGUAGCAGGUAUUGGUGCGUGGUGCUCUACAUAUGCAGCAGAUGUGGUAAAAACAAGAAUUCAAUCUGAACCUCAUCGAUAUAAAAGUACUUUGGAUUGUUUCAAACAAUGUUAUAAAGAAGAAGGAUGGCGUGUAUUCUUUAGAGGUUUAUCUCCCACAAUUGUCCGAGCAUUCCCAUCGAAUGCUGCAACAUUUAUGGCUUAUACCUGGGCAAUGGCUGGUUUUGCUAGUGCAACUCAAGAACAACAUACAUUACGUGAAACCGUAGCCAUUUGAUUAGAUUGAUUUUUUUUUUUUGACAAUAGUAGUAUAUAUCAUUUAUUUAAUUAAUCCGUUGGAUUUUUCUUUUGUAUAAAUAUAAUAAAAAAACCUAUUUGAAAUCUACAA
Molecule: messenger RNA, 1045 nt
Organism: Halteromyces radiatus
Lineage: Eukaryota; Fungi; Mucoromycota; Mucoromycetes; Mucorales; Cunninghamellaceae
Product: mitochondrial carrier domain-containing protein
Exons: 7
Coding region: 29-934 (301 amino acids)
Biological process (GO): transport
Molecular function (GO): transmembrane transporter activity
Source: RefSeq, a predicted model, not a curated record